Molecule: messenger RNA, 1424 nt
Organism: Pleuronectes platessa (European plaice)
Lineage: Eukaryota; Metazoa; Chordata; Actinopteri; Pleuronectiformes; Pleuronectidae
Exons: 3
Coding region: 117-1082 (321 amino acids)
Molecular function (GO): catalytic activity
Source: RefSeq, a predicted model, not a curated record
AGAAGAAUCUGAAAAGAGGAAGUGUGAGUUUUAAUGUUUCUGUUUUUAAACUUGUCUGUUUUAUAUAAAGAGGAAGAGGAGAAGAAGAAAUCAGUUUAUUGUCACAUGGUAACUUGAUGCUGUUUUCAAGCUUCAUCCUCAGAAGAAUGUCCUCCACUCUCUCCCGUCAUGUCCUCUGGGAGUCUGAGGGGCUGGUGGCCUACCUCCACCCAAGGCCCUGGACCCCGGGCUCCGUUAUCCUGGAGAGCCUGACCCCUGGCAGCCCGGGAGGAAGCAUCUUCCACCUGCAGGAGCCGGAGUACCUGUCCUGGCUGCUGGGAGUGAGAGCCGUGUCCCAGCUGCUGUGUGAGAGGUUGGGGGUUCGUAGGUGUGCGCUGGUCAGCAGACCCCACAGAGACAGGCCUGCCCAGAUUUGUGUCCUCCCCUUGCAUUGUCUGGAUGACGAGUGGCGCCCUCACCUGGCCAGAGAGGAGGAGCACAACGCCCAGGACCCGGGCUACUGCACGUCUAAGACAGCCCCCAGGUGGAACGACUCCAGCCUUACUGAAAUCCAAACCAAGAUUCGAGCCAAACUCCCGUCUCCGGACGCCCCCCCCAAUCUGACCUUCCUCGGGGCCGACCCGGCUCACCCCGGGCUGUUCUCGCGCAUCGUGCGUGGGGAGGAGCAGCAGUGGCGCGUGUGGGAGGACGAGGGUCAUGUGGCCUUCCUCACGCCUUUCCCCAACUCCCCUGGACUCACUGUGCUGGUCCCACGCCGACCUUUGACCUCUGAUAUAUUCAGAUUAGAAAAAACGGAUUAUGAAGGAUUGGUGCUGGCGACUCAGAAGGUGUCCCGACUUCUGGAGGAGGGGCUGGGGGCCUCUGGGGUGGGGCUUAUUUUCGAGGGAUUUGAGAUAGAUUAUGCACAUGCCAAGUUGAUUCCACUGUUUUCACCGACGUCAUCAAUGGCGGGAGCUGAACUCACUGAACCUAGAACGCCCCGGUUCUACCCCACAUACCCUGGGUACGUGAGCUCAGAGGACGGACCUGAAGCCAGCCUGGAAGGUCUGAAGGAGAUGCACAACAAAAUGACUCGGGUUUAAAACGAUUCCCACACACAAAAAGAUUACAAAUCCAUGAAAUUAUUUAUUUUCCAAUGGUUAUUUUACUGCAAACAUUAUUCUCACAGUUUCUACUUUGUAGUAAAAACACUUGGAUUCUGGAAAAUCUGCAGAGAUGUGAGGAGGAAACACAGCAAACAAAUAUGAGUUAGAGCUUCUUUUGAAUCCAUCUUUAACUAGUUAUACAAUGUUACAUUAACAGAUUUAAUACAUUUACAACUUAUGCGUUUAAAUAUAUUCUACGACCAUUUACUGCCACUGCAAAUGAUAAAUGAAUGAUGUAAUGUUCAGGGAACUGACAAUAAAGAGUCAGUUUGAACCAGA